GGAGAACAUGGAGGCCGAUACCUGGAGAAGAAGACUCGUGGGGCCCGGCAAUCAUCACAGAUAUUCACCGGAGAUCCCAGCUCAGGAAGGGAAUCAACGGUGCAGCAACCAACUGCAAAGUCUGGGGAUAACACAGCCCUGAACGCCAUUAGAUUAUAUUGUACCUUCCCUGAUUCGCAAGAUAAACAGGAGACAAUUACAUCUACAGUCGGAGGUGCGGGGACCUGGGGUGACGAGUAUUGGUGUCCCAGUGGAAAUCUUAAAUAUUUUAUCUUGAGAGUUCAGGCACCGCAGGAUGAAGGAGAUGACACAGCAGCCAACAACAUCUUAAUGAUUUGUUCAGAUUCCACAGUUCUAGAGCCAAAGGGUGGCCAAUUGGGAACUUUUGGGAAAAUCAGUGGAAAAUGCUCAAGUGGUAUCUGUGCAAUCCAAACCAGAUUGGAACCAUCACAAGGUCCAGAAGAAGAUGACACCCAGCUCAAUGAUGUCAAGUUUAGAUGUUGCUAAACCUAAAGCAUCAUCAUAAUGAAAAUUAAAAUCAAAAUCUCAUGAAUAAAAUCAUUAAUAAAAACUUCU
Molecule: messenger RNA, 576 nt
Organism: Hyla sarda
Lineage: Eukaryota; Metazoa; Chordata; Amphibia; Anura; Hylidae
Product: vitelline membrane outer layer protein 1 homolog
Exons: 3
Source: RefSeq, a predicted model, not a curated record